This is a messenger RNA of Cyphellophora attinorum, 3777 nucleotides long. RefSeq names its product putative ATP-dependent RNA helicase. Gene Ontology annotation, biological process: nuclear-transcribed mRNA catabolic process, 3'-5' exonucleolytic nonsense-mediated decay. Lineage: Eukaryota; Fungi; Ascomycota; Eurotiomycetes; Chaetothyriales; Cyphellophoraceae. Bases 1 to 3777 code for a protein of 1258 amino acids. Gene Ontology annotation, cellular component: Ski complex. Gene Ontology annotation, molecular function: RNA binding; RNA helicase activity; ATP binding. The transcript is spliced from 3 exons. The record is from RefSeq and is a predicted model, not a curated record.
AUGGCUCCCGGUAUUACUGACGGCGGCCUAGCCACGCGCACCGCUGCAAGUCGAGUCGUUGCAUCGGAGAAGGUCAAGAAAAGUCUAGAGCAGCAAUACCUGACGCCUCCGACUACGUUCAGCGCAGAGUGGUUGAACAGACUACAGAGACGAUGGGACAAUCAGAUUGACUACACUGACCUAUGUCAGAUCGCUCCGACUCAGAGUCGAACAGUCACUCGCUUCAUCCGUGAGGGUUUAGAAGGCAGGGUCACGGGCUACAAAGAGGUCACUGUGCCGGCUUCUGGUGCUACUGCAAAAGACUCGACCUCAAUGCUGCGUCGUCCAGCUGACCGAGCCGACUUCGUGCGUGGUGCCGCUGGCUACUUUCCAUUUGCUCCUGGAGGCCUUGAUGGCGUGGAUGCGAUUCAAGCCUAUGAGGAUCAGACGCAGCUCGAAUUGGAGGAAGGUGCGACAAAGAAAGCGAAUGGCUUGAGUCGUGUCAUCAAUUUUGGAGCUGGCGAUGGACUCCUACAAAUACCUCCGGGCUUUACUCGAGGACUUGAUUUUGACAAGCAAGAGAAAGAGGGGGACGAGGCCGUGAAAGUACUGGAAGAAGCUGACAGCAUCAGUUCAUCAGGGACCAAUGGUACUCUGAAUGGAAGGAAAGACUCGUCGGACUCGGCGACUCCGUCUGGAGAGGAUACCGAUGAUGAUGAUGUCAACCUCGACGAACUUCUGCCAGUAGAAUUCCCUUCGCUGGCUCCUCAUGGUCAGUUGAAGGCUUCCACGGCACGAGACAAGGGUCGAGAAUGGGCUCAUGUGGUCGAUGUCAACAAAGCCAUCCCGAAUUUCACCGACCUGGUACCAAGCAUGGCUCGUACCUGGCCUUUCGAAUUGGAUACAUUCCAAAAGGAAGCUGUCUAUCAUCUGGAGAGCGGCGAUUCGGUCUUUGUGGCGGCGCAUACAUCUGCAGGAAAGACUGUUGUCGCCGAAUACGCCAUCGCGCUCUCAGCCAAGCAUAUGACCAAAACCAUUUAUACUUCUCCCAUCAAGGCACUCAGCAACCAAAAGUUUCGAGAUUUCAAGCAGGAAUUUGACGACGUUGGCAUUCUCACAGGCGAUGUCCAGAUCAAUCCGGAAGCCUCUUGCCUGAUUAUGACCACAGAAAUUCUAAGAAGCAUGUUGUAUCGAGGUGCGGAUCUAAUAAGAGAUGUCGAAUUCGUGAUCUUUGAUGAAGUCCACUAUCUGAAUGAUCAGGAGCGAGGUGUUGUAUGGGAAGAAGUCAUCAUCAUGUUGCCUGACCACAUCAACCUCAUCUUACUCUCAGCUACCAUUCCCAACACGAAGGAAUUCGCACAAUGGGUUGGGCGUACAAAGAAGAAGAACAUAUUUGUCAUCUCGACUUCGAAACGACCAGUCCCGCUGGAGCACUAUCUCUGGGCUGGCAAAGAGAUGCACAAGAUUGUCACGUCCGAUAGAGCCUUUGUUGACAAGGGAUGGAAGGCUGCGAACGACAUACUGUCUGGCCUAGACAAAGUGAAAGAGCAGAAGGCCAUCGAAGCAACGUCGGCGUCAAACCGUGGGAAUACUCCCAGCAGAGGUGGUCGAGCGGGACAGCAGCAGCGUGGCAACAAUCAACGUGGGGGCCCUCAGCAACGGGGAAGAGGUGGACCACCCACCAACCGCGGCCAAGGCAACAUUGCACGAACUGGUCGAGGCAGUGGACGGACCACCGCUGCUCAAGAUCGUACAGUAUGGGUCGGCUUGGUCGACUAUCUUAAGAACAACAACCUGCUUCCUGCUUGUAUCUUUGUUUUCUCGAAGAAGCGAUGCGAAGAAAAUGCUGAUUCUCUCGGCAAGAAGGACUUCUGCACUGCGGCUGAGAAAAGCGCCAUACACAUGACGAUCGAGCGAUCUAUCGCACGUCUGAAGCCAGAGGACCGUUUGCUGCCACAGAUUGGUCGGCUACGAGACAUGCUCGAGCGCGGGAUAGCUGUGCAUCAUGGCGGCUUGCUUCCCAUCGUCAAAGAGAUUGUCGAGAUCCUCUUCGCUCAGACACUCGUCAAAGUCCUCUUCGCGACCGAAACCUUCGCUAUGGGUCUCAAUCUUCCAACUCGUACCGUCGUCUUCUCCGGCUAUCGAAAGCACGACGGCCGAGAAUUCCGUAAUCUUCUGCCGGGCGAGUAUACUCAGAUGGCAGGUCGUGCUGGUCGCCGUGGCCUCGAUACGGUCGGCACCGUCAUCAUCGUUGCUGCUGGCCGUACUGACGCACCACCUGCAGCCGAGCUUCGCUCCAUGAUUCUUGGCCAGCCCACUAAACUUCGCUCCCAGUUCCGCCUGCAUUACAACAUGAUUCUGAACCUGAUGCGAGUCGAGGCUCUCAAAAUCGAAGAGAUGAUCAAGCGUUCGUUCAGCGAGAACGCGACACAGGCCCUCCUUCCCCAACACGAGAAGCAGAUCUCCCUGUCCCAAGCCAACCUGGACAAGAUCAAGCGCGACCCAUGUCCUAUUUGCGACAUCGAUCUCCAAGCUUGCCAUGACGCGGCCAUCGAGUACGAAGAGCUGACCAAAGAGCUACACCAAAAGCUUCUCGCCUCCCCAGUUGGCCGCCGACUGUGGACCACUCGUCGCCUGAUCGUCUUCAAGAAGAACAACAUUCGCACCGUCGGCAUCAUCCAAGAAGACAACAUCAAAGGCGGCCCCAACCCAUCCCUCAAGGUCUUCGCGAUCAUCAACAUCGACGCCACCCGCACCGAGACCGAUCUCCUCCCCUUCCUUCCCGCCUUCCGCCAGAAAUUUCCACCCUUGCCAAAGGACCCAUUCAAGCUCCUGCCCCAAACAGUGCUAGUCCCACUCGAGGACAUCGAGGCUGUGACUGCCACCCUAGUCAAGGUCGAUGUCCGGACGAUACUAAACGAUCGAGCAGAGCAAAAGAUCUUCAUUGAAAACGAAUUCAUCAAAAGCUACACAGACUGGGCGAGCAAGGUCUACGACGAGCAAGAGUGGAACAAAGUCACAGAACUCAGCGUGCGAGAGGUACUCUCUGCUCGGGAGAAAUUCGCAAAGAUCACCCAAGAGUCCAAAUGCCUAUCCUGCCCUGAUUUCCUCAAGCACUACGCACAAGAACACGACGAACACCUAAUCCGCACCACCAUCACCUCCCUCCAACGCCUCAUGUCCGACCAAAACCUCUCCCUCCUGCCCGACUACCACCAACGCGUCUCCGUCCUGCACGACCUAGGCUUCAUCGACGCCCAGCGCCGCGUCCAGCUCAAAGGCAAAGUCGCCUGCGAGGUCCACUCCGCCGACGAGCUCGUCCUCACCGAACUCAUCCUCGAGAACGUCCUCGCCCAAUACUCACCGCAAGAGAUUGUCGCGCUGCUAUCGUGCUUUGUGUUUCAGGAGAAGACGGACGUCGAGCCGCAACUCACCGAGUCGCUCAAGAAGGGGGUGGAGGCGAUCGUGGCGAUCAGCGAGCGGGUUAAUCACUAUCAGAUUCUGCAUCAAGUUAUCCUAGGCAGCGACGACGCAAAUGAUUUUGUGUCGCGCCCGCGGUUUGGGCUGGUCGAGGUGGUGUACAAUUGGGCAGAUGGGAUGAGUUUCAAGGAGAUUACGGACUUGACAGAUGUCAUGGAGGGGACGAUUGUUAGGGUGGUCACGAGGCUCGAUGAGACGUGUAGGGAGGUGAUGAGUGCGGCGCGGUUGGUAGGUGAUCCGGGGCUGUACCAGAAGAUGGAGAAGGCGAGGGAGAUGAUCAGACGGGAUGUUGUGUUUACGGCGUCGCUGUACAUGUGA